Molecule: messenger RNA, 945 nt
Organism: Jaculus jaculus (lesser Egyptian jerboa)
Lineage: Eukaryota; Metazoa; Chordata; Mammalia; Rodentia; Dipodidae
Product: olfactory receptor 2H2-like
Exons: 1
Coding region: 1-945 (314 amino acids)
Biological process (GO): G protein-coupled receptor signaling pathway
Cellular component (GO): membrane
Molecular function (GO): G protein-coupled receptor activity; olfactory receptor activity
Source: RefSeq, a predicted model, not a curated record
AUGAUCUCAACUUGCAAUGACAGUCAUAGGGACUUUAUUCUGCGAGGCUUCUCUGACAAGCCAUAUUUAGAGAAGGUACUAUUUUGGGUCAUUUUGAUCUUUUAUUGUUCAACUCUUGCUGGAAACAUGGUCAUCAUCCUGGUUUUCUUGAAGGAACCAAAACUUCAGACCCCCAUGUACUUCUUUCUUUCCAACCUUUCCAUACUAGAUCUCUGCUUCACCAGCAGCUGCAUUCCUCAGAUGUUGGUUAAUUUGGGGAGUCCAAAGAAGACCAUCAGCUAUAUUGGCUGUGCCACACAACUGUACAUCUUCUUAUGGCUUGGAGCAACUGAGUGUAUCCUUCUUGUUGUCAUGGCUGUGGAUCGCUAUGUAGCAGUAUGUCACCCACUGCAAUACACUGCCAUCAUGCCCCCCAAAGUAUGUCUACAGCUGGCUGUCCUUGCGUGGGUUACUGGCCUGGUUCAGUCUCUCAUACAGUCCUCUGCUACCCUCAGAUUGCCCUUUUGCUCCCAUGGAGUAGUAGAUGACAUUGUGUGUCAAGUUCCAUCCCUGAUUCAGCUCUCCAGUGCAGACACCACCUACAAUGAAGUCCAAAUGUCUGUAGCCAGUGUUAUUCUCCUAGUGAUACCCCUGACUAUCAUCCUGUUAUCUUAUGGUGCUAUUGUGAAGGCUGUGCUAAGGAUAAAGUCAACUGUGGGGCAGAAUAAAGCCUUUGGCACCUGCACAUCUCACCUUCUUGUGGUCUCCCUCUUCUAUGGUACCGUCACGGGUAUCUACCUUCAACCUAAGACACACUAUGUUCAUGAACAAGGAAAAUUUCUCACCCUUUUCUACACUGUUGUAACUCCAACUCUUAAUCCCCUUAUUUAUACCCUGAGGAACAAGGAAGUAAAAGGAGCACUGAUAAGAUUAGGAAAGAGAGCUUGGGAUUCCAAGAAUAACUAA